Molecule: messenger RNA, 1539 nt
Organism: Striga hermonthica
Lineage: Eukaryota; Viridiplantae; Streptophyta; Magnoliopsida; Lamiales; Orobanchaceae
Source: the annotation of a GenBank genome assembly
AUGGGGAAAAAGCUGGAUGUUCUGCUGAGGAGAAGUUUCAAGACCUCAAAAUUCAAGGCCACGGUGGCUAUGGCUGUUUCCCGGCUGGCCGUGCUCCGAAACCAGCGCCACGCCCGGUGCUCGAUUGCCCGGUCCGACGUCGUCGAGUUUCUCAAGAAUAACAGCCAUGAAAGAGCUCUUCUCAGGGUUGAGCAGGUGAUCAAGGAGCAGAACAUGUUGGAUGUAUUUGUUUUGGUGGAGGGCUAUUGCCAUCUGUUGGUAGAAAGGGUCCACCUUUUUGAACAACAAAAAGUUUGCCCUGAAGAAUUGAAAGAAGCUGUGUCAACUCUAAUCUAUGUUGCCUCGAGAUGUGGGGAGUUUCCGGAACUUCAACAGAUUCGCUCGAUUUUCGCCUCACAUUUCGGGAGGGAUUUUGCUGCUAGGGCCGUCGAGCUACGCAAUAACUGUGGGGUGAAUCCUAAGAUUAUACAAAAGCUGUCGACUAGGAUGCCAAGCUUGGAGAGCAAAAUGAAGGUUCUCAAAGAGAUUGCUUCGGAAAACAACAUUGAUCUACCAAUCGAGGAGACUGCAGUUGAAGAAUAUAAGGAGGAGUCUUACGAAAAGACACGUGUGUUGGGCCCACCGGCCCAGCUGGAAGGUUCCCAUCAAGAAGAGAAUCUCGAAGCACCAAGCAACCCAGGAUUAGGUCCGAGGAGGAAAUACCGAGAUGUGGCCGACGCAGCACAAGCAGCCUUUGAAUCGGCGGCUUAUGCCGCAGCUGCCGCCAGAGCCGCGGUCGAGCUGUCCCGUCCCGGACCCUUCGACCCCAGUGGGCCCACGAGAACCGAACACCAAACCUUCGAGAUGAUUGACGAGACUAAGGAAUCAGAAAAUAUCCUCAACACGAAUGAAAAUGCAGCGGCAGCUGAUGAUAAGGGGUCGGUUUCUUGUAGGGGAUUUGAUUCCUCUGAUGAGAAUGCGAAGAGAGACGGAGAGGUUAAGGUACGAGAGAUUGUUUUCGAUGAUGAGAGUGAUGAAGGUCAUGAAGGGUUCAAUAGAGCUGAUAGCGGCGACCCAUGGCCUGCUCUUCGUCAACAUGAGCGACGUCCUCCAGCAGGUGGCGGGGCACCGUCAUUCAGGUACUUUUUGGAUGUUGCGGAGUCGGACAACGACGAGGAGGGUCCGUGGCGUCACGAUGGACGUCAGCGGACUGUGGGCAAUACGGGAGGGCGGCAGGGAGGUCUCGGUGACCGGCGCGGGGGCAUGCGUCCGAUAGAAGGGGGCGAUGCGUCGCGUUGGGAAUCGGGGUUCCGUGUCGACAUCCUCGAGUUCAAUAGUGGUGUUGAUGGGUCCGAUUUCGUUGAUUGGUGGGCUUCGGUGGAAGCGGUUCUUAAAUUCAAAGGUGUGCCGGAUGACCGACGGGUUGCGUUGGUGGCCACUGGUUUUCGAGGUCGAGCGGCUACGUGGUGGAUGCAAUUAACGAGUAUGCGGCAUCGUCAAGGGAGGUCGGAAAUCACGUCAUUGGUGAAAUUUCGCAAACUUGUAGAACGCGCGAAAUGA